GCAUUAGCUAGUAAUACAUCCUCCAAGGCAGGGGCUUUAAGGUUCAGGGUUUCUGGCGAUGGCUACCUUGAGUUUAGCAGAACUUGCGAGCGCCCUGCCACGGUGCAGCAAGAGGAGCCACCAUCUUCUGCUACAAGUCUCUGGAAAGAACAAUGCGAGGAUAAAUGCGUUAGGAGGUAGUGCUAGUAGCAGUGUAGUAGUGCACAGGAAGAGAUACCGAAUGCAGGUGGGUGUUGGAGACGAUGAUCUUUACAGUGUGGAGGAUGUUAUAGAUGAUCAAAUCGAGUCUACUCUGGACAUGCUGGACGAGGGAGCUGACAAGACUGCCGAGGAGCUACUGCUUGGAUUUGGCUUACCUCCUCCUGCUUCUGCCGCUGCUCCCGUUGAAGCAGGCCCUGAAGCAGCGGAUGGAGCAACUGAGGACAGGCUAGAGAGCGUUGUCGCGGCGGGAACGGUUGUGGAGUACAAGAUCAACGAGGACGAGUUUCACAAAAUCAGCCUCCACGAGUGUGAUUUCUUCAUUCGAAAGGUACCCGAUCCUGACGACAACGUGUAUGAUUUCAGAGAAAUGUAUGUCACGCCUCCGGAUACUGACGUUUAUUCAAUCCCCAAGGUUAUCGGGAAAAUGCCGAAGCAGAAUACGAGGUGCAACCUGGGAAAAUGGAAUGAAAUAGUUCUUGUUCGAAGCAACGACAGAAACAAUCCACGAGAGGCGAUGGGCAGAAACGAGUUUCACGCUCUCAAAGUUUUCCUUAUAAAGCACUAUAGAAACCGGAGGAUGGAGGCCCCAAACUUCGUCCUCAACUUUGAAAAGGUGUUUGUGCUGGACGGAGCGACGAAAUCUAUUAGAAAAGCCAAAGUCAAGAUCGAAGUUCCUGGCGGUAAGGAUCGAGAUAGAAGCAAAGAGAUUCUCACCAUCAGAGACGGAGGAAAGACAUUUACCAUUAUUCCACAGGUACGUAAGUUUUGUAGUGACCUGACCAAACAACUCGCACAAAUCUUUCCUGCCAGGAAAAACGGAAAUCACCCGACGAAGUUAUCGCGGAAUUCGAAUGGAAGAGAUCCCGGGAAGAGUUUGAAAAGUAUCUGAGAACUUUCCGGGACUUUGAAACGUCAAACUGGUUUUGAUAUAACAGAGAGAGCUAGAAAACCAGCCUUAAUCAUGCAUAGAAUGCAUAAGAAAACAUUAUACCCGAAAGAAAAUGGAGAACACAACGAAAAUGACAGACGAGGAAGAAAAACUACCUGUAGAGUUAUUUUCUCGAUUUCGUCUUUUUAUUGACGGUGCCUUCCAUCCUC
Molecule: messenger RNA, 1299 nt
Organism: Selaginella moellendorffii
Lineage: Eukaryota; Viridiplantae; Streptophyta; Lycopodiopsida; Selaginellales; Selaginellaceae
Exons: 5
Coding region: 59-1090 (343 amino acids)
Cellular component (GO): plastid-encoded plastid RNA polymerase complex
Source: RefSeq, a predicted model, not a curated record